Molecule: messenger RNA, 2151 nt
Organism: Trypanosoma conorhini
Lineage: Eukaryota; Euglenozoa; Kinetoplastea; Trypanosomatida; Trypanosomatidae
Product: putative pumilio/PUF RNA binding protein 7
Exons: 1
Coding region: 1-2151 (716 amino acids)
Biological process (GO): post-transcriptional regulation of gene expression
Cellular component (GO): cytoplasm
Molecular function (GO): mRNA binding
Source: RefSeq, a predicted model, not a curated record
AUGCCUGGUAUGCGGCUGGACUUCUUGAAAAACCCCUCACAGCGAGCCGCGACGGGAAAGUCGAUGCCGCUAAAGCAGGUGGAGGCUAUUCUCCUCUACGGUAAGCCGGAGCAGCGGGCCAAGGUGGUGCAGAAGAUCCUACCCAACACCUACUCGCUCUGCCUGAGCAAGGCGUCCCACUAUCUACUACUCACUCUUCUCACGAAGUGUGACGGACUGGUACGGGUACAAAUGCUGUACCAUGUGCGUCGGAAAAUUAUAGAUCUCUCCUUGUCCCCUGUUGGUAACACCAUUGUUCAGGAGAUGCUGGAGCAUCUUCCUGUUCAACAAAAGCGGGAGAUUGCCGAAAUGUUUGUGCUUAACACCGAAGACGAUGAGUUUAGACGUCUCUGUGAACAUGCCUUCGGCAACCAUGUGGCGCAAAAAAUCAUGGAGCACCCCGUUUCUCGGGAGGUGGUAGAGGAGCGUUUUUUGCCGCAUAUCCCGUCGCUAGCCGUGCACCCUUACGGGCAACGCGUGGUUGUGAAGUACAUGGAAUCCGCUGAGGACGGCUGGCGGGCUGUGUCGCAGGCCGUCUUUGCCACCGACGGGGAGCUUGACGUGGAGGAGGCGGUGGUCGGCGCGCUCUUCCGCCCCGCCGAAGACAACAUGACGGUGUCUGCGCUUCUGAAGCAUCCUCUAGUUUCGACGACGGUAAAGGACGCGCUCUGCGCCCACCUCUGCGAGUUCGCGUCCGAAUACUUGCAGUCGCGAAAGGAGACGACUGCGGAAGACGAGUUUGCCCUGCCCGACUUUGGGGGCGCCGCGCCGAGAAAUAGCGGUAACGCCGCCGAGCGGGAUUAUCCACGUCACUAUCACGCCUACGUGACGGUCUUCGAGCAGGGCGAUCUUGCGCAAAAGAGGGAGUUGUGGGAGAGCCUGCUUGCCGCCCCUGGUCUCCUUGAGCGCAUCGUGACGCACAAGACAGCGGUGGCUAUAGCAGUUGCAGCAAUCAAGACUCUCCCAGAAAGCCAAGAGCGCCUUUGGGCGGCAGCGACAACGGCCACAGGCGCGGAGGCUGCAAAUGGGUCGGGGCUUGACAUACUCGACGUGGCGCGGGAUCCGGCACGCACAAUGCUGCUUCGUGCGAUGAUGGAGGUUCAUGGCGCCUUGCUCACGGCAGAGCAGAGGAAACGCCUGGCGGGGGCUGCCCUUGAGCUUUCACAGAACCCUGUCUCUUCACCCGUGCUACAGAAGUUGUUGGAGUGCUUCCCUGAGGACGUGACCAGUAUGCGGUUGAUGCUGGGAAGCAUUAGGGCGGAACUGCCACGGUUGGUGACGCACAACGCUGCCUCCUAUCUUAUUCAGGCAAUGCUGCAGUACGGCGCUGCCGGCGCGGUCCGUGAGGAGCUGGUGAACGCGCUGCUGGACGUUUUUUCCGACAUGCAUGCGAUGCUCUCCUUCGCACAAGGAUCGCGUGUGAUGCAGAAACUUCUAGCCUACGCCUCGGACGAGGCCGUGGUGACGGUUGUCAACGCCCUGCUGCGCGAGGCAGAGGAGGAGAGGAAUAAGGACGAGCCACACGGCGACGAGGGUUGUGUGGAUGGGGAGCAGGAGGGCAAAGAGGCUGACGACGAUGCUGAUGCGGACGGGGACGAGGACGACGCCGCCAAAGCGACAGAGAAGGCAAAACCCUCUCGUCGCGAGCAACGAGAAAUAAACCGCAAGAAGCAUUACGAGGUUACCUCCAGGGCCAUCGUGUCGUACGCCCUUCACAGCCACGCCUGUUAUGUCAUCCAGGCACUUCUUCGUGAGUGUCGUGGCCGUCAGUUGGAGCCUCAGCGCAAGCAGCUGAUGAGCGAACUGAAGCCGUUUGUCUUUGAGCUGGCCGUCUCGCCGUGGGCCGGCCGCAUUGUGCUCGAAGCAAUGCUCCAAAGCGGAAGUGCCAAAUUGGGUGAAGUCAUGAAGAACGUCGUCUUUUUGAAGGCUGAGGCGUGGCUCAGCGACGUUCCCGAGAAGGGCAAACGCAGCGGCAGCGGGCUCGAUCCCACCAUGCGGCAGGCGCUGCGACGACAUCGCGAGGAACCUGACGCUGAGAAGCACGCAGCGAGUGCCGAGGGCAACGCCAAGGCGCCGACGCGUAAGAAGUUGUACCGCACCCUGAAGAAGUGA